Messenger RNA from Cyclospora cayetanensis, 678 nucleotides. Its product is annotated as rRNA-processing protein FCF1. Gene Ontology annotation, cellular component: nucleolus; small-subunit processome. The record is from RefSeq and is a predicted model, not a curated record. The transcript has 6 exons. The coding region runs from base 1 to 678 and encodes 225 amino acids. NCBI's taxonomy places the organism in Eukaryota, Apicomplexa, Conoidasida, Eucoccidiorida, Eimeriidae.
AUGGUAAGCAAAAGCCUUGCGGCUGACGCUGUAUGGGCAUUCGGAGAUCUUAAGCGGAAAGGCGAAGCAGGAAAGGCAAAGAAGACCCGAAAGUUUGCCGCAGUAAAACGCACCAUUAACCCGAAGGACCAACGACUGCAGAAGAAGGAAGAGAAGAAACAAAAAAAGCUAAAAGAGAGAGAGGCCAUUCUGAAAGAACACGUGCAGCACAACCCAGCACAGUUCUUUAGUUACAACACUAACCUAGUGCCACCCUAUCAGGUGUUGGUUGACACUAACUUUAUAAAUGGAGCCAUUCAAACGAAACAAGAUGUUCUACAGGGCCUCAUUACUUGUCUUGUGGCCAAAUGUGAUGUUUGCGUGACGGACUGCGUGAUUGCUGAGCUAGAGAAAUUGGGUCACCGAUACCGUCUAGCGCUUCAUUUGGCAAAGGACCCACGGAUUAAACGCCUCAAGUGUCUCCACGCUGGCACAUACGCUGAUGACUGCAUUGUGCAGCGAGUCACAGAACACAAGUGUUACCUGGUGGCCACAAACGACAAAGACCUGAAGCGCCGCAUCCGCAAAAUUCCCGGAGUUCCGAUUGUAUAUCUAAAGGGACGGACUUUCGCAGUUGAGAGACUUCCAGAAGCAAUUACAGCUCUCCCUGCCGCGAAGUCGGCUAUCCCGAAAUUGUAA